UUUCAAGCGUGUUCUCAUUCUGUGUCAGUUUAGAACUUGCUUUUGAUCUUGUUGGUUUAUUCCAGUAUACGAAAGGUAUUACCAAGUAAUACAUAACUGCUCGCGAAAGCGGAUAUUUCUUUUAUCAAAGUGUACAGAAAAGUCGUCAAGAUUUUACGAAAGAAGAAGUAUGAGUUUUAAUUCAAGUCUGUUGUUAAGUAAUUGUGAAAGUAGUAAAAAGUUUGAAAUAAUGCCGAGUUUAAUUUCAAGUAAUUGCGAAAUGUCUAGCAAAUGUGUUGAACAUAGUCUCGAAGAAGGCUCUAGACAGCAGCCUCAUUACUGUAUAACGCUGGGUGUGGGGCCUCUGUGGUGGUCCGAUGUGCCCCAUGCCGCAUUGUCUGUAUCAACAGUCAACACAGAGAGCCGCGGCGUGGGGAUCAAGCAGAGUCAGCUCUCUGUGAGCUCCCACAUUGUGCAAGAGGAUGAAUUAUUGAAAGCAUUAAAAACAAACGAGUCACUGCGCCUGACCUUCGCUCUUCAGCUGACAGAAAGUACUUCCGUGGAAUGGGAAACUUUGAUCUGGCGAAAAUGUCUUUACAUUCGUGUGCCAAGCUGUCUUCUACCGGAAGGCUCAAAAGAGGGAUUUGUCUCUCUUUUGGAAUAUGCGGAAGAAACACUACACUGCACCAACAUCGUGGUUUGUCUACGUAAAGAUCGUUCAGAUCGAGCCAUGCUGGUGCGUACCUUCAUGUUCUUGGGCUUCUCGGUGCUACCACCGAAUCACGCCUUGGUACCACCAGGCAGUGAUGCUGGCAACCUCUACAUGCUCUAUGCCGUUGAGUAGUUAUCUCACGACGGCGCCCAUCUCUCAAAUUUAACGCAAUAGGUACCAUUAAAAAAAAAACAGUUUUUAACACGAGACAACAGCCAGAAGGUUUUUUCCAUUUUACUUUACAUAUGAUUUUUUAACGCACAUCAUUUAAUUUUCUAUUCACCACCAGAUGAAAAAAAAAGAAUCGCAUUCAGAAAAAUCAUAAAUUACAGAAAAAAAAAAGUGAAAAGAAAAGAAAAAUUUUGGCGUUAAAUUUCAGAGAAAAGACAAGCAGCAGUAGUAGAAGGCAAAAAGGCAAAGUACUUAGUCACAGAUAUGUAGAACAUGUACUAUCGGGCUUUUGGCGGAUAAUUAUUAGGCAUUCAUUCUCUUGAACACAAUGUUAAGAAAUUACUCUUGUAACAUCUUAUAAAAUGCUCACACAAAGCUUUCCCACGUGUUUCUGAGAUAUUUGAUGAUUUUUAUUGCCGCCUCAUAACAUUCUAGGCAAGGCAAUUGAUUGUUGAAUUAUUCAGGAAAUUUAUUAACGAAAAAUCUCUGUGUUAAUUGUGGCAGGUUGGGUUUUCACCAUAUUAUUAUUAUUAUUGUAUAUCUUACUUUAAUCUUAUUAUAUAUAUAUAUAUACGUUAAAUAGUUAAUAAUCUAGUUAUUAAGUACUUUAUUCUUAGGUCUUAAAGAUUCUAAACGUUCGAUAUUUUUUUCAAACAAAAGAAAAGAAAAAACAGUCAAAUAUUUUGCUAAAUAAUUUUACUGAUUUUGCAAUUAUUUUUCAUUCCAUGAUGCAAUUUUUUUUUUUUUUUUUUACAAUUCAAUUCGAACGAUAGUUUCUUAGUAUUAAUUUUAGUAUUUGUUUAAUAUAUAGGAAAUCUUUUGCAAAAAUACUUUUAUUAACGUGAAAUGAUUAAAAAAAAUAUUUUAAAACACAUUUUCAAACUUUUUACGUUAAAAUAGUGCUACGAAAUAUUAUAAUAUAGAGGUUUUAAUCAUUUCAUUAGCGAAUUCUUUUUUUUUCAAAUUUAAAAUUAGUUAUUAUUGGUAAUACCCAAUCGGAUUAACAAAUGAGAGUUCUUGCUAAUAAAUGCGCUCUUUAGUGUUGACUUGAUUAACAGGCACCAUAAUAUAUUAAAAAAUUAAAAAAAAAAAAAAAAAACAAAAAAAAUGAAAAACUUUUAAAAAAAUACAAAAAAAAAAAAUGGGGAUAUAUAUAUUAUAUAAAAAAAAAACAAAAUAAAUAUAUUGUAGCUGGUCAGAUAUGUAAGUAGGUGUGCAAAGAAGAAUUUUAUCUUAUUUAGUGUCUAAAAACAAGAGGCAAAUUCGUCUUGAAAAAAAAGAAAAAUUUAAGAGCAAAAAUAAUAGAUACUUGUAAAUGUAUAAGAAAAAAAAAAUAAAUAAAAAAAAAACAAACAAAAACCUCAAGCAAUCUGACCCACCAUUUUAGUAUUAUAAUAUGUAAUACACAACAUAUAUAAAUACACACAAUUUAAAAUCCGUGUGCUACAUUAUUCAUACACAAAAUUGUAAUUGCUAAAUAAAGGUUCCAUAAAAUUAUAAA
This is a messenger RNA of Leptopilina boulardi, 2363 nucleotides long. It is a transcript of the gene Oda, whose product is annotated as ornithine decarboxylase antizyme 1. Gene Ontology annotation, cellular component: nucleus; cytoplasm. Lineage: Eukaryota; Metazoa; Arthropoda; Insecta; Hymenoptera; Figitidae. Gene Ontology annotation, molecular function: ornithine decarboxylase inhibitor activity. The record is from RefSeq and is a predicted model, not a curated record. Gene Ontology annotation, biological process: positive regulation of protein catabolic process.